Pelobates cultripes (western spadefoot toad) is the source of this 13268-nucleotide messenger RNA. The record is from the annotation of a GenBank genome assembly. NCBI's taxonomy places the organism in Eukaryota, Metazoa, Chordata, Amphibia, Anura, Pelobatidae.
AUGUCAGCCACGACUGUCGAUGGCUCUGAUGUUUCGCUUGGUAAGUACUUGAAAAUUCAACCACAAAUCCUAAUUAUUUGUUUAUUGCUGUUGCAGUGUGAAAAUAUAAAUCAUUCGCUAUAGUGCUAUAGCUUGACUGUGAUUUGUUGGUUUUAAACCUUCCUGUCCUUUAGUUCGAAGAAACUGUGAUUGCACUGUGUUGCAAUAUCUUUUUUUUUUUUUGAUUUGACAAUUUUUAUUUUGCAUUAAAGAGGCAUGGGGGAGGGGGGGGUACAAAAGGCAAAAAGGGGGGGGGGAAGUCAUGCAGUUCGUCUUGAGAGUAUCAUGGAUACAGUGGGGUGGCAUGGGGUGCAGUGCAUACACAAGACAUUUCAGUGUCGAGUAGUUUAUUACACAAGUUAGUUGACCUGUUGUGCCCAAGAUUUGUAUGGUUUCAUAGUGAUUAUACAUCAGCGUAACUUCAGGGUCACAUGCCACCACUUCCUGGUCCAAGUGACCUUGUCUCAUAUUCAAAUUCUUGUCGCUCAGUGGUGGUUCCGUAAGGUGCGGGUUGGUGGGGGCAGGUUGGGUCGGGGGGGGGGGGAAAGGGGAGGGGGUAGGGUGUGUGCGUGUGGGGCGUGUUGUGUUGGUGUGUGAUUGGUGGGGGUAUGUGGUGUGCAUACUGAUGUGUGUCUCAGUGGGUAUGUGUGUGGGCCAGCCAGUCAGGGUGUGGAGGUUACGUGUUCCUCCAGUCGGGGAGGUGCGUUGUCUUGGUCGCAUGGUUGUGGAUGUCUUGUGGGUCAGCUUGGUUUGGUUUUGUCCCAUAGGACCCAUGCUUUGGUCCAGAAGGGUUCGCUCCGUCUGGAUUUCCGUGCUGCAUUUUCAUAAGCCUUGUUUGUUUCCACCGCCUCAAUGCAUUGGUGGAUCGUUGGGGCGAUUGUUUGUUUCCACUUCCUGCUUAUGACAGUGAGGGCUGCUAUACAGAUGUGGUAUAGCAGAUAUUUGGUGUGGAUUUGGGGUGUUUGGGGGAGCAGAAGCAAUAGGAAUAGCUCCGGUGUCUGGGGAAUGUGUGUCUGGGUGCAUCGUUUCGUUAAAUCUAGGACUUGUGUCCAGUACUGUUGUAGGAGUGGGCAUUGCCACCAUAUGUGUAGGAAGGUUCCUCGGUCUCUUUGGCAGCGCCAGCAUGUGUCGGAUGCUGUGGGGUAGCAAUGUUUUAGUUUCGUGGGGACUAGAUACCAACGGUAGAGAAGUUUGCGUGAGAGUUCCAUGUGUGACAUGCAGAGGGUCAUUUUUUUGUUCGCUUGGAAGAUAUCCAGCCAUUUCUCAUCUGUAAGUUUGUAUCCUAGAUCUCGUUCCCAUUUUUCUUGGAAUGGUGUGGGCUUUGCUUGAGUGUCUAUAUGUUCUGAGGUAUAGAUCAAUGAGAUUAGUUUUGUUGCCGGUUUUGUCUUUGUGCAUAUUUCUGUUAUUUUAAGCCAGUGUGGAUCCGGUGGGUUCUUGUGUCUUCUUGGUUUGUGGAGGUUUGUCCAAGAUUGUAGUUGAUUGUAGGAGAAGUUUGCGAUCAUGGGCAUUUUGAACUCUCGGCAGAUGUCAGGGAAUGGUUUGAGGCUGUCGCCCUGUAGUACUUGCGACAGUGUGAGAACACCGUGUCGGAGCCAGAGUUUGUGGUUGAAGUUUGGGAUGUGUUGUCGUACUGCUUCUAUGGGGGUUGCUGGUGCUAGAGGCGAUAUGUUCUCUCUUCCUGCGGUAGUUGUCCCAUAUUGAAAGGGUCGUGGCCGUUGUUGGAAGCAUUGCUAACUUACAGGGCCGUCGGUUUGCCGGUAGCCAGGCUAGUGUGGGAAGUGUGAGCCCUUCGGUUUUAGAUGCUUCCAGUUCGACCCAAGGCAAGGGGUUUGUAUGGUUUGAAGCCGCGAGGAGUGGAGCUAUCUGUGCUGCUCUGUAGUAUUUUUUAAUGUCUGGUAGUCCCAUUCCUCCCUUGGCGUGUGGUUUGAACAUCGUGCUGAGGGACACCCUAGGUUUUUUGUAGUCCCAUACAAAGUCAUUCAGGAUGCGUUGUAGAUCUUCCAAGUACUUGUUCGAGAUCUUGAGCGGGAGUGUGCGGAACAGGUAUUGAAUCUUCGGUAAUAUCACCAUUUUAAUAGAGGCUAUCCGGCCGGGCCAAGAUAUAUAUAUGCCUUUCCAGCUUAGUAGUAGGUUCUUGAUUUCUGUGGUUAGUUUUGCAUAGUUUGCUUUAUACAACGAGGUUGUGGAGGGGGUGAGUAGGAUCCCUAGAAAUUUGAGGUGGUCUUGUCUCCAGUCGUAAGAGAAACUGGCUUUGAGGGUGGUCAUUUCCUGAGUUGUGACAUUGAUGCCCAUAGCUAGGGUUUUUGAGAUAUUCAGUUUAUAGUAGGAGCAGGUGCUGAAUUUGGAAAGGAUUUUGUGGAAGUUGGGUAGGGAGAUAUGCGGUUGUUCUAGGGUGAGGAGUAUGUCGUCCGCAAAUAAUGACAGUUUGUAUUCCCUACUUCCAAUUUUAAUACCGUGUAUACUCGGAUUGUCUCUUAUCGUUUGUGCGAGGGGUUCUAGUGAUGAAAUGUAAAGCAACGGGGAGAGGGGGCAGCCUUGUCUAGAGCCGUUGGAUAUAUUAAAGGGUUUGGAGAUAAAGCCACCGUUAACCACUCUGGCAGUUGGUGAGGAGUAGAGUGCGGUGAUGAUCGACAGGAAUUGUGGGGGAAAUUCAAAUUUUUUAAGUACUGCAAUGAGAAAGGGCCAGUGGAGCCUGUCAAAGGCUUUCUCAGCAUCUAGCGAGAGUAGGACGCUUGGGGUUUUAUUUCGUUGUAUCUCGUAAAGAAGAUCUAGGGUUUUCCUUGUGCCAUCUGCCCCCUGUCUGCCUCCUACGAAUCCUACCUGAUCCGACUGGAUCAGGGAGGGAAUAAUGUGUGAUAGUCUGUUAGAGAAGAUCUUUGCUAUGAUUUUGAUGUCAGUGUUUAGUAGUGAUAUGGGACGGAGGUUCUGGCAUCUGUUAGGGGUUUUCCCUGGUUUGGGUAGGGUGGCAACGUGGGCCAUCAGCAUCUCGCAUGGCAGUUUGCCUGUUUGUAUGGCAUGGUUGUAUAUUUUCAAUAGAUAUGGUGUUAGGAUUGGUGCAAAUUGUUUGUAAUAGGUAUUGGACAAGCCAUCCGGGCCUGGUGAUUUCCCCGAUGGUAAGGAGGAUAUGGUGUCUAGAAUUUCUUGUGUGGUGAUCUGUGUUUGUACAUCGUGUUUUUGUGCGGUAGAUAGGGUAGGGAGCUGAAUAUCCGCUAGAAAGUCAGUUAUUUCCGUUGGUGUUGGUUGGUGUAAUGUCGGAUCUGUGUGUAGAUUAUAAAGGGAAUGGUAAAAAUCAGCCAUACUGUCAUUGAUGUCUUGUGGGUUGUGUAUUUUGUUGCCCGAGGUGGUGACUAAGUGUGGGAUUUUAGUUUGUGUUUGCUGCUUUUUGAGCAGUGUGGCAAGAUGUUUCCCUGCUCUGUUGCCUUGAGUAUAUGUUCUCAACUUAAGUUUGGUAAGGGCAUGGGCUGUUUUUGCCAGAGCAAGUGAGUUGACUUGAUUUGUGAUGUCUUUUAUUUCCUUCGAGAGGACCUGUGAGGGAUGAAGUAGGUGAGCUGUAGUAGUAUCUCUCAGUUUACGUAGGAGAUCUAAGUAUUCUUUGUCUCGCUUCCGCUUCAGGUAUGUCGCGCGGCUGAUUAGAAGGCCUCUCAUAACUGUUUUAUGGGCUUGCCAUAUUGAGAGGAUGGAGGCUUCCGAGUUAUCAUUCGUCUUGAAGUAGUCUUGUAGGUUAUUGUUCAAUGUCGUUGCGAAGGAUUUAUCGUAGAGUAAUGAAUCAUUGAGGCGCCAAGGUGGUUUGCCUCGGUGUUGGUAUAUGGAGUGUAGUGUCAUCAAUAAAGGGGCAUGGUCUGACCAUACAAUGUUGCCUAUAGAGCAUGCCUCUACUUGCGGGAGUAGCACUCCGGAUAUGAGGAUAUGGUCUAUUCUCGAGUAAGUUUUGUGUGUGUUCGAAAAAAACAUAUAUUCUCUUUCUGAGGGGUGUCUAGUUCUCCAUAUGUCAUAUAGGCUGUUUUCAUGUAUGAGUUUUGUAAACGCCUUGGCGGAUGGUUUGAGCGUGAGGUGUCUGGGUGUUGUACUUGGCAUGGUGGAGUCCAGACGUGUGUCCAUUAUGUGGUUGAAAUCGCCACAGAUGAUCCUUGGGUCUGUUGCAUCUUCAGGGAGUUUGUUUAGGACCUUGUGUAGGAAAUUUCGUUGUUGGUCAUUUGGGCUGUAGAGGCACACGAGAACGUAUGGUUGUUCAUUGAUCCUACAUUGUAGGAUUAUAUAGCGCCCUUGGCUGUCUAUCUUGACUCUGAGCGUUUCCACCGUCAGUGAGUUAUGGAACAGGAUGGAUACUCCCCUGGAUUUGGAGGAGUGUGUGGCGUGGAAUUGCGUGGGGUAGUCUCUGCUGGCAAAUUUAGGGACUUUGCCUGAUACAAAGUGUGUCUCUUGUACGCAGAUUAUGUCGGCUUUCAGUUGUUUUACAUCGUCUAGUAGCAUGCGUCUUUUGUGUGGCGUGUUGAGGCCUUUGGUGUUGUGCGAGUAGAUGAUCAUGUUUGUUGUUGUGUGGUGUGGUGGGGAGGCGGGGGGGUAGGUGAUCUCUCAGGUGUACGUUUUCAAGGCCGGUUCGUUUGCGAGUGGUUUACACUGGUGUGCAGGGUUGGGUUGGGUUUGUUGGGGUGGUUGGGGUGGGUCUCGUGGUGGUAUGGGAAUUUUAUACAAAGACCUAGCGGUCUGGUACUCUAGGCGUACCGUGGGGUUUAGGAGCGGGAGCUUCCAAUGAAACGUGGCUAAUUGGGCUCCUCUUCAAAUACAGAUGGUUAAGCUGAAACCUCAAAGUCGAGGUCAAUGAACAUUUAAACAUGAAUACAUAACUAUAACAGCAUGUAAUUUGAAGCAUCAUUUACAUAACAAAUAACAUUUAAUGCCGAAGGGCAAGCAAGUACUUUUCACUUUCCUCACAAGUGGGUUUUAUGUCACCUGUCGUCACUGAGUAUAGAUGAGGUGUCUCAUGCCCCCGGGACCCAGUGCGCCUAUUUCGUGGGCAGUUGUUUCGCGUGGUGUGUUCAGUGUGUAGUCAUGAGGCCUGGUGUAGGUACCAGUGGGGCAGAUGGUUGUCGUCCAGGGUGGUCAGCCCCUUUUUUUUUUUUUUUUUUGUUUUAAGUUUUUUACGUUCGUGAUAAGUACCACUUCCGUCCCUUGGGUUAAGGUUUUCAGGGCCCUUAGGUACUGUCAGCAUGUGUGUUUGGGCAGUUAGUGACUACCUCAUAGGCUUCACCCGUGUCAGGCGCGUCUGUCCCCUCGUCUGCAGGCAGUGCGCAGGGUGUUGUGCCUAGCAAGGUUACGGCAGUCGGGGUCUAUGUCCGGAGCUGUCCGCCUCCCUUUGUCCCACGUGACCUCCCCCCAUGUGGGUGUCGAAAGGAUCCCUAGAGGGUCUGUUGUAGCGCAUGCGUAUCUGGGUAGUCAGACCCCCCGUUUUCAGAAGGUGUUGGCUAGCCUUGGGUAUAUUUAAAUGGUACCUAAGAGGCUAAUAAAACACUGGGGGAGAUUCUCACACUCCUAGGUUUUAAGCAACUUGUCGCUCUAAGUUAAUGUGUUGGGUUACUGUAUGCGCUAUGCAUGCAGUGUAACAUCUCUCGGGGGUGGUGGGGAGUUCAGUAUUAUAUACAGUUAGAAGCACAGUGCAUAAAAGACAUGUGUAAAUUAAACCGCAAUGAAAGUUAGAGGAAUAUACAGUUCAUGAUACUUGCGCAGACUUGCUUGCCGCUUCGAGGGUAACUUAACAGUCCAUGUGCUUUGGCCGGCCCGGUGUGCGGUUUUUGGGCCGUUGGGUUUCAGACGGGUUCUCCAAUAAAUUCCACUUUUCGAGCAGAGUUAAACCGUCCUCCGGGGUCGGGAUAAUGGUCGUUUUCCCGUUCUUAUUGAUGAUCAGUUUUGUGGGGAACCCCCAGCGGUAGCGUAUGCCGUUGGUGCGUAGUGCCGUGGUGGUCCGGAGAAAAUCCUUCCUUCGGCGCAGGGUGGCUGAUGAUAUGUCCGGCAUGAUGCGUACGGAUGGAAAGUCUUCGUGUGGGUCCGCCUUGCUUCUGUGGGCACAGAGGACCAGCUCUUUGAUGUGAAAAUAAUGGGCCCUGAGGAGUACAUCUCGUGGUAUUGAAUCCGGCAGGUUCUUCGGUUUCGCCACCCUGUGGAUCCGGUCCACUAACAGCAUGUCUGCCGGUAUGUCGGGGGCAUAUGCUCUCAUAAGGCCCCUUGCGUAGGCCUGUAGAUCUUCAGGGAGGACAGACUCGGGAACACCGCGGAGCCGCAGGUUGUUCCUGCGUGCCCUGUCUUCGUGGUCUGCCAUGCGGUCCUCCAUGAGUGCCACCUUCCGUUGGAGGUCUUGGAGGUGUUCCGAGGUCAGCGUUUGUGCGGCCUCUAGUUCUGUGUGGCGUUUUUCCACCGCCGAGGUCCGGGCCGAGAGGUCUCUCACCUCUCUUUUAAUUUGAUCGGCCGUCUGCUGCCAGGUCUGGAUGAGUUUAUCCGCCAUUUGUUCCAUUGCAUGCUCAAAGUGGCUUCUAGUUAGAUUUUCCGCAAUGUGGAGGUCUGUCAAUGUCCCAGAGGGGGUGAUCGAGGCGGCUUCGUCUCGUUCCUCGUGUCCGGCUGCCUGUAGCGGGUCCGCCGUGAGGGAGGGUUUGUGACCGAAAAAAUUAAUUUUUUCUGCCUUCGAGGUAUUUUUCUUUGUUUUAGAUGCUGCCAUUAUGUUUUGGGGGAGGUAAGUAGGGUUUCAGCUCGGGUGCAGUUAUAAUUUGUGGAGCCCUCGUGCCGGAGCAAAUUUUCAGGCGUCCAUCUUGCUCGGCGGUUAGCCACGCCCCCCGUGUUGCAAUAUCUUGAAGAUUCUUAUUCAUUUUGUUGGGCCUUUAUUUGAAAAUCCUUGACCCUUUUUAUCAAUGUGCACCUGUACUGCACAGUCAUAAAAUGUUUUUCAAAUGCUCACAUUGACGGUGUUGGAAUUUCACUGAAACUCCAAUGCAAUCAGAAGAUAUCACAAGACUAAAUAGGGACUCCCUGGUCACUUUGUGCCAUUGCACAGCAAGUGGAGAUGUCUCCUUUGAGGGAAUUUGCAAAAUAUGCAAGCACCCAGGAAGAUGACUGAGCCACGUGAACAAAAUUGGGUAUAUUGUAUUUUUAAAAUUUAAUUUAUUUAUAAUUACUGUUAUGAAUAAGAUAUACAUAGUUAUGUGCUCCCUUAACUUAAACAAAUAGAUAUUCGUGAAGUAUGAAAAAUAAAAUUAAAUGAGGAAAUCCCCACCCUUACUUCCAUCCUUAUUCUGCAACAGGGUGCCCUUCCCUCUUAACUCUGUCAAUCAUUGUUAUAAGAUCUCUUUUGCACCUGGCAGUCAACAUAGAGAAAGCAUACAGACUAUAGGAGAAAUUAAGUCAUGGUUUUUAUUUAUCCUUCUCAUCUGCAUUGUGUUCCCUGCCUUUGCCUUCUUAGAAUUGGAUUAUGAUAUAAUUUGAUAAACCUUUUUAAUAUAAAUUUAAAAUAACAUGUAGCCUCUCACAAGGAAAAGAAAGGUUAACAUAAGUUAUAGGCAAUUUCCAAUGUUUCACUGAAUAGUUUACAGGUGCCUGUACUGCUGAUGAUCAAAAUCCACCUCUCCAAAACAAAAGAAUUAAGGAAGAGUUAACUGGAGGAGGGGAUUGGGGACCUGGCAGUUUGCACGUGGGUGACAUAGCAAACUGGGACAUUGGAGACACAGGGGAGCCCCAUUUAUUAAAUCCAGGGGUCAAAUGGCUUUUUACCCACAAGUUUGAGAAGUACUGUUUUAGAGCUUUUUUUUUAUAGUUUGCUAAAUUUAAAGGAACACUAUAGUCACCUAAAUUACUUUAGCUAAAUAAAGCAGUUUUAGUGUAUAGAUCAUUCCCCUGCAAUUUCACUGCUCAAUUCACUGUCAUUUAGGAGUUAAAUCACUUUGUUUCUGUUAAUGAACCCCUAGCCACACCUCCCCUGGCUAUGAUUGACAGAGCCUGCAUGAAAACAAAACUGGUUUCACUUUUAAACAGAUGUAAUUUACCUUAAAUAAUUGUAUCUCAAUCUCUAAAUUGAACUUUAAUCACAUACAGGAGGCUCUUGCAGGGUCUAGCAAGCUAUUAACAUAGCAGGGGAUAAGAAAAUCCUAAUUAAACAUAACUUUUCAGAGAAACUGCUAUGUUUAUAAAUUGGUUAAUCCCGCCUCUAAAGCCUCUAGUGGCUGUCUCAUUGACAGCCGCUAGAGGCAUUUGCGUGCUUCUCACUGUGAAAAUCACAGUGAGAAGACGCCAGCGUCCAUAGGAAAGCAUUGUAAAUGCUUUCCUAUGAGACUGGCUGAAUGCGUGCGCAGCUCCUGCCACGCAUGCGCAUUCAGCCGAGGAGGCGGAGAGGAGGAGGAGAGUUCUCCGCCCGGCGCUGGAGAAAGGUAAGAUUUUAACCCCUUCCUCUCCCCAGAGCCCGGGGGCACCCUCAGGGCAGUAUAGUGCCAGGAAAACGAGUAUGUUUUCCUGGCACUAUAGUGGUCCUUUAACAGAGAAGGAAAUCACAUUUUCUAAAGUAAUCACACUAUGCUAUAAGAUCUGAUUGAAUGUGAAACCAUUAUUUUUUUCAUGUUGGCUAUGUGUGUCACAGCAAGUAAGAAGUGUGACUAGACCAUUAUAAACAAAAGUGAUUUAACUUCUAAAUAGCAGAGAAUUGUGUAGUGAGACUUCAGGGGCAUAAUCUGUACAUUAAAACUGCUUCACUAAGCUAACGUUGUUUUGGUGCUUAAACAUCUCUCUUUAAAGUGGAACUGUCAUUUGUGUGCGUGUUGUGUAUAUUUAAAAAAUAAAUAAAUUGUUUUCCUCUUUCCGCGCAACUUUAAAUUAAAUGUUAGUUAAUGUUUUUUUGGUUUUUGGAUUUUUUUUUUUACAUCUAUUUAUUUAUGUUAAGGCUGCAUGGUAUGCCUAUUAUCAUAACCCCAGAGACACGUUGUGGGACACAAAAAGAGUUCAAACCCCACACAUGAGCACAUCUAGGGCAUCAUUAUAUGAUCUAUAUGGUUAGCUACGGAAUGGAUAUCAUGGCUAAAUGUGUAAUAUGGCGAUAAAAUAUAGAUGGAAAUGCAAUAUGGUGAUAAAUGCAACAAUAAAAUAUAGAUAAAUAUGUAAUGUGAUGUGAUAAAAACAACGAUAACAUCUAGAUAAAUAUGUAAUGUGGUGAUGUUGCUGUUAUUGCUUUCAUUUAAGCUAAUUUUUAGUAGAUGUCUUCCUAGCUUCUCCUGUGGCAACCUUGGAUCUGAGCCAUUUGGCUCCUGUUCCUUUAAAAAAGGUUUAUUUUGGUUAAAACAUAUCAAGUGGCCACGUGAUACAAUGUAACAUUUAGUAGGAUCUGUCACAUCCUUUUAAAUAUCCGUACAUAUGAUACUUUGUCUCUAAAAUAAAUACAUGCAUUUUAUAUAUUUUGGCGCUCCCUAUAUUAUUUACUUUAUCCAAGAAGUUGCCUAUAUUUAGUGGGAUAACACACUAUUUAGUUGUUUUAUAUUGCAAAGGAACCACUCAAUUUUAAGUGUUGGGCAUGGGUAGGGUUACUUGCGCUUUAUUUUUUUAUAAUAAUUCAUGUCUUUGCUAAUCGUAGAGAUUAGUUGUAUUUGUUCUAUAGAAAACUUUCAAACCAUUUAAAUAUAUUGUGGCUUCUCUGUUGAUUUGUUUCACCCUAACAUUUUUCUUGUAUUCCUGCUCACAGAUGGGGAGUCCUUCCACUCGUCUGACACGAUCCUUUUGGAUCAUGCUAACACCGCAAAGCUGCGUAUAAAGGAGGAAAGGUCGGAGUCUCGAGGGAGCUCCUCAUUACCCAAUGAAAAUGACCUAUUGGGUACAGAUGGAGAAGGCUCCUCCCACAGCGCUGGUAAGUAUAUGUUUUGAAGCAAAAACAAAGACUAUGAGAACUCGAACGGACAAAAGCUUAAAGAAACUCAGAAGCUUGCCCUUUGGUAAAUCCAUGCUCCGGUUUCAAAAUAAUUUUUGCUCACUUGUGCAAUUACAGAGAGAACCUAUCUGAAGCACUUUAGACUGGUCCCACCCGUAAGAGCAGUCCAGAACCGAAAUGCCAGCAAGUUUACAUUUUAAACUCUGGUUGGCUGAAAACUAGUUUAAAAUCGAACCAUCAAUACCUAGAUUCUUGCAGAACCCAGUAGCAAUAAGUUGGCUGUAAAAUAAAACAUUAAUUCCCAAAAAUCUCAGUAGUUUUCAUUUUAGUUGCAAUGCCAGGCAUGAGAUUUAAUUUACAUUAGCCUCGGAUUGUCAUUAACUUGAUGUGAGGGAACAAGGAAAUAUUCCUUCCAGAGAAGAAACUGAUCGCUUUCAUCAUUUUUACAGUACUUAAAAACAAGAAAUAAAAGCUUAAUAACUGUUUGACAUUUGGUGAAUAGCUAGUCUGUACAUUUAUAAUAAAACAGCAGUGGUGCAUAUACAUUGCGUUUUGAGUAUACCUUAAGCAAGAUAAAGAAAAUGUGAAUUUGUAUAAUUUUGCAAUCAUUCUGUUACAGACUUAUUGGGAGGAGGACUAGUUUUCCUUAUUGUGUGUCCCUCAUCUUUGUGUUUGUGUUUUUUUUUUGUUUUUUUUUAACAUAAAUAAAAUUUAGUUACCAUGCUUGAGGGCAUUUAUAAGGAGCAUAUAGGUAGGGUAUAAUGGAUUUGGUAGUGGUUAAAGAUGAUCAGGUCUCAUUAAUAUUUUGGUGUAUUCAUGCGAUUUCAAUAAUGUGAGGAAAUGUAUUAGCAAUGCUUACCUCAUUCUGUUGGGUUAAUAGUGGCACUUAAUUGAGGUCAAAGGCAUUGUGUCUAGAUUAGGAACCGCAUGAUCUGUGUAUAUCUAAAUACUUGUAUAUUUUAACAGCUGAGGAACCAGAGCGGAAGAGGAAGAAGGGUCCGGCGCCAAAGAUGCUGGGAAAUGAGGUUUGCAGUGUCUGCGGGGACAAAGCUUCUGGAUUCCACUACAAUGUACUCAGCUGCGAAGGCUGUAAAGGUUUCUUCCGGCGGAGUGUCAUAAAAAAUGCAAAGUACACAUGCAAGAAUAAUGGCAAGUGCCAGAUGGACAUGUACAUGCGUCGCAAGUGCCAGGAGUGCAGACUUCGGAAAUGCAGACAAGCAGGCAUGCGGGAACAGUGUGAGUGAGCAAACAUUCCUGGUACAAUGGUACUUGGGAUAGUUUAUAGGAAAAGGCACUUGAAAGAGAUUGAGAGAAUUCCCGGAGGUGGAUUGAUUCAAACCUUUUUUUCAAGUCAUUUGUUGGUUAUUUAAUCAGAUGUAUAUAGAUGGACUUAUGUUCCAGGUAGAGCCAGAUCAACUUAAAAGGCUUUCUGGGAGAAAGGUUAACAGGUUUAUCCCAUUUUCAGAGCUAUACACAAGAUAUGUUUAGCAUGUGGUGUGUGCAUGUGCCAGAGGCUCUCCUGGUGCUUAAUGCAGGAGUGUGAUAUUGCCUGGUGAACCAGUAGGAAGCCACAAGUACAUGUAUGCAAUGUCAGCCAUUUUCCAUUGAGCCUAUUCAGCCUAUUGAGUGUGCAUCCCAGAUUGCUUAAACCAGAAAAGGUAAGCAUUUUUGAGGGGGCACAAGAAUAAUACUUGUUAUACCAAAAAGGAAGAUUUGGGGAAAUCUCCCAAGAGAGGCCUAGGAAUCAAGUAGAAUAGACUGGAAAAAAAAUAGAAAUGAGAAAACGGUCACUUCCUCCUGAAGACCUUUUCUAACGUCUUACAAUGUUGCUGUACAUGGCAAUUACGUCUCAUAGACAACUACUGCGUCUAGGUCCCCAGCGUUGGAUUACAGGCAACUUUUAUGUCAUUUUUUAACUUUUGCUUUACUUUUUUAUUUUUUUAUUUUAAGAACAAAGAGAAAUCCUGCAUCUCAACAAACAAAAAAACAGCCUAAAUUUUAGUGUUAAAAAUCAAUAUAUUUAUUCAUUUUUAAUGUCUGUGUUCCUGAGGGCUUUUUGUGGCACAGAAACCCCAUGGUGCUUUGCAAGAUACCGCUGCAUUAUGGGAAUUCUAUACCAAUAUCUGAGAGCGACAUUUAGGAUAUUGAUGACCUAGCGUUGUUGCAUGGUUUUAGGAUAUCACCAUUUUUGGGUUUGUACAUUGUAGAGGGAACAUUUGUGGGAUUUUAGCAGUCUCAUCCUUUGGAGUGCCCGAGGUUAUAUUUAACAUGUUCCGCCUUUGUUGUCAGCCAGAAGCAAUAACAAAGGAAGUUUGUGGCUGUGUUGUUCAUUACAUCAAUCCUUUCCUUUACAAAAAACUCAAAAAAUGUAUGACCCAUUAAUUACUAUGUAUAAUAUCUAGUUGCUAAUACUCUGAUCAAGAUUGCUUGUUGCAAACUAGUCAUGGAAUGUAGCAAAAGGCUACAGGAGGAGGACCCUACCUUGCACAUUAAUGGCUGUUUUUUGAGCCUCUCAACAAGCUUACAUUUUGAGCUGCUCCAUAUUUUAUCAAUUCACUUUGUGUUCCGUAAAACAAACCACAUAUCAAUAAUACUUUGUAACAGUUUUCUCAUAAUGAAAGUGGUUUAACAUACAAUGUGCAAAGUAGCCACAAAGUCACAUGACAGAAGCUUGUGGAUUUGAGAAGCCUCUGAUUGGCCCGCAACCCAAGUGUUGUCAGGAGGGGGUCGUGGAAGAGCAGCUCGGGAAGCUUUGCCUGGCGCUGGAUUUCAGGUAAGUAAAAUAUUUUAUUACAGGUUUAACAGCACUUUGAAAGGGGGCAGACUUCUCCACAAUGCACAAUAGGGAAUAUUACACCAGAAAGGCACACUACUACUUAAUUCCAUUCCCAGCCUCCCACACCCCCCUUUGUUUUUCAACAAUUUUCAUUGUGCUGUCAGUGUGAUCCUGACUUAAAUGUGUCCUCUUACAGUAUGUGUGCUGCUUUAUUGUAUAGGUGUGCUUUCGGAAGAACAGAUCCGUAGUAAAAAGAUAAGAAAGCAGCAACAGGACGAUGAUGUUGUGCGCUCCACGGCAGUAUUUGUUCCCCCAAGCCCUUGUAUGCUGUCCCAAGAUAUUGUCCAGCUCACUCCACAGCAAGAAGAGAUGAUCCAGCAACUGGUAUCAGCACAGCAGCAAUGCAACAAGAGAUCGUUCAGUGAUCAGCCCAAAGUAACGGUACAAAGUAACGGAAAUUAUAUGUCUACACCAAGUGUGCCGAUAUGUUUGCACUAUUCCAUAACCUCACAUUCUCAUCUAUUUGUGAGUUUGUUGGACAUAGACUUAGUUAAAGGGACACUAUAG